AUGUUUUCACGUAAUCGACUAGCAGCAAGAACAAAUGCACACAAAGAACCACAACUUAAAACUUCAGGACGAACAGAAGCUGUUGCUUCAUUUGUUCGCUAUCAAUCAUUACCUUAUGAUCGACAUCGUCUCUCAAAUGAACAUCAAAGUGGUCGUGGAACAUUGAUAUCAUUUGAUUUUAGUCAAGAUCUUUCAUAUGGUUUUCUUAACUAUACCUUAACAAACAAUAUAGAACCUCAAUAUCUAGCACUUGCUGUUCAUUAUACAUUCUUGUUUAAAUUAACUAAUGGAGAAAGAAACAUAUGUAUUGGAAUGACUGCACAUACUCGAUAUAAAGAUGAAUUCAAAUCAAUAAUUGGAUUAUAUGAAAAUCUUAUUCCAUUACGAUAUCAAUUAGAUCAUGAUGGUUCACUUCGUCAACUAGUUGAAUAUGUUCAAGAAAUGGCAACAAAUUGUAUGAAAUAUUCAUAUUUUCUUCUUCAACAUAUUCUUGCACAACAUUCUGAUUGUUCAAAGCCUACAUUUCUUGAUGUGUCUUUUGAUUUUGUGACUAUUGAAAAGAAAAUAAUGAUUGGUGAUAGUGAACUUUGUAGCUUUCCAUUAUCAAUUGCAAUGAAUGAAGAUGAAGAUGUGAACAAGUUUGAUUUCAUUAUUACUAUUCAAUAUGAUCUCACCAUAAAUCAAUUUUCAUGUAUAAUUAAUGCAUCACUCGAUUUAUUCAAUCAAGGGACAAUAAAUAAGAUUUCACAACAAUUUCAUUCAAUAUUAUAUAAUCUGUUUAUAUCUGUUAAUGAUACCAUGAAAAAGAAAUCAAUCUAUGAAAUAUCAAUAAUGUUACCAAUUGAAAGAUUACUUAUACAGUCAAUGAAUAAUACACAAGUAUUGUUUCCUUCUACUACUUGUAUGCAUCAUGAAUUUAUUUAUCAAGUAACACAACAUCCACAAAAAAUAGCUGUUGAAUUUGAUGAACAAUCAUUAACAUAUACAGAACUUUUCUAUUAUGUUCAACAACUUUCUCUCGUCUUAUUAAAUAAAUACAAUGUGAAAUCGGGUGAUAUUAUUUGUCAAUGUGUAGAGCGAAGUUUAUCUAUGGUCAUUGGCAUUCUAUCAAUUAUUAUGGCUGGUGGUGCCUAUUGUCCUUUAUCAUCACAAGAUCCUUCACAACGUCUACAAAUUCUUGUGAAAGAAACUCGAAGUCAUUCAGUUCUUGUGCAUUCAUCUACACGCAUUCUUUUUGAAAUCGAUAUUAUAACUUUAAAUAUUGAUACAAUUAUAAAUAAUGAAGAAAAUUCUACUAGUAUUCAUCUGACUCAAAUGUCAGAUGUACCAAUAACAUCAGAAAAUAUUCUCUUUGUAAUUUUUACUAGUAGAUCAACUAGUAUUCCGAAAGCGAUGGCUCGAUAUUCUUUUGAUAAUCACUUAUUAAGUCUUGUUGGUACAUUAAUUACUGAAGCUACAUUAAUAAUGCUUCGACCAGAAGGUCACAUGGAUUUUGGUUAUCUUGCAAGAGUAUUGAAUGAAAAACAGAUUACUGUUAUGCAUACUGUUCCAUCUUUAUAG
Molecule: messenger RNA, 1560 nt
Organism: Adineta steineri
Lineage: Eukaryota; Metazoa; Rotifera; Eurotatoria; Adinetida; Adinetidae
Source: the annotation of a GenBank genome assembly